Molecule: messenger RNA, 1726 nt
Organism: Cyclopterus lumpus (lumpfish)
Lineage: Eukaryota; Metazoa; Chordata; Actinopteri; Perciformes; Cyclopteridae
Gene: lsm14b
Product: LSM family member 14B
Exons: 8
Coding region: 141-1379 (412 amino acids)
Molecular function (GO): mRNA binding
Source: RefSeq, a predicted model, not a curated record
AGUCAGCCAGGUGCGUUAGUCAGCCACGCCCACUCCAUCAGUGGGCGUGGUUUAAAGUCAGCCGUGGUCGCCUAUAAAGCGUUUCCGGUCCCUGCGUGGCUUGAACGCUGCCACCUGAGUGUCGUGAACCCGCUCCAGCCAUGAGUUCAUCAAAGCCGUACAUUGGCUGUAAAAUAGGGUUGAUUUCAAAAGCUCAAAAUCGUUAUGAGGGGAUUUUGUACACAAUUGAUAAGGUGAACUCCACAGUAGUGUUGGCAAAAGUCAAGUGUUUUGGAACGGAGGGACGGCCCACCGACAGACCAACGCCACCUAAAGAUGACGUCUAUGAGUACAUCACUUUCCGGGGAAGUGAUAUUAAGGACAUCACAUUGUGUGAACCUCCAAGAUCUCACCACGGCCUACCACCGGAUCCAGCAAUAGUACAGUCAGCCAGUGUAGGCUCCCCAGGUGUGUACUCAGCUCUUGGACCAUUUAGCCCCCUUAGGAUGCCCGCCUACAACCAUCUUGCUGCCAGCUCUCUGCUUAACCAACAGUAUGCUGCAGCUCUUGGCCUUGGGUCUGUACUUCCUGGUUUACACGUCAGAAGGGGCCCAAUGGUGGAGAAGGCGGUUCAGACCCUCCAUGUGGACGGAUCCAGGCAGAUGGGAGGCUUGACUGCAUCCCAGGAGCGGCUGCUGCAGUGGGAGAGAAGGAGGCCCCAGAGGCCCAGAGGAGAGAGUACCCUGACCAGAAGGGGCACCGCAGACAGCAUGAAGUCCGGCCCAGGUGUACCCAAUGCUCAGCAGGAAACUCGGCAGCAGAUUUAUGAAAACAGGCCACCACCUCGAAGAAGAGGAGCUCGGAGGCGCAGAAACCGUAGUAGAGGCCAGCUGAUGGUGCCUCACGUUCCAUCUGCCAUCCUGAAGUUUGACACGGACUUUGAUUUUGAUUCCUCAAAUGCACAGUUUAUUAAGGAGGAGCUGGAGAGGGAGGUGUCAGACCGGAUGAAAGAUGGAAAAAUCGAGGUAGGCGAAAAGGAAAAGGAGGACUUGCUCUCGACUGCAACGGACGAUGAUCCCUUUGGCCCCAAAUGCUACUACGACAAAGCAAAGUCUUUCUUCGACAACAUCUCGUCUGAUAAUAAGUUCAGGCUAACAUGGGCCGAGGAGCGGAAGCGCAAUCUGGAGACUUUCGGGGUCCCUGGACGGUUCCUGAGGGGCCAAGGCUUCAGGGGCGGCUAUACAGGACUCAGAGGGCGGGGCACGAGUCCGAUUGAAUCUCCUUACAGAACCAGGAGCACAGCUGUAGAGGCACUACCCCAACGCCUACCCCAACGCCUACCCCAACGCCUACCCCAACGCCUACCCCAACGCCUACCCCAACGCCUACCUUAUGUGUAACCAAUGGGACUGCUGCCCAUUAUGAUGAUCAGCAAAAAAGUACCUAGCAUAUGAGGUGUGUUUUUUUGGUUCUCCCUGAGGCGGUUAUCCUGCCCCCAAUAUUGCCAGGAUUGUGUUUAUUUUACAUUUUAUCAUUUUGGCCCCAUUUUACAUAUGGAUGCGUGCCUCACUAAUUGGUUUCCCCUCACAAUGUUGGCCUGAAGAGAUUUUGUUUUUUUUGUUUUUUUACCAUUCAAUUAAAUGGGGAGAUGUUACGUUUUUUUUGUUUUCCUGCUACUUGGUAGAAUUUCCCUCCCCAAACGUGUUUUGGUUUCUUGUUUAAAAAAGUAAAAGUAUCUGGCUUUGCC